AGUGAGCAAGAGGGAACGGGGUUUCGACGGGCUUCGAUUUCUUCUCAUCUAUUCUUUUUUUUUUCAUUCAUACAUUCGUUCACUUAAAAAAUACCCUUCCCCCCCCUUCUUAGAACGCACCUUAUGCGAACACUGGUAUUUAGCAUGGCAGUAUCCAAGCCCCUCCGGUUUGCGCCCCUCAAGCAGGGCGUGAGCCCCUCACCCGACGCCCCUCGGCUGCAAGGCGUCGUUUUCGACGUCGAUGGAACGCUGUGUGAACCCCAAACCUACAUGUUCAGCCAGAUGCGCGCCGCCCUUUCCAUCGCCAAAUCCAUCGACAUCCUAGAGCAUGUCUACUCCCUCCCGACACCAGAAGCCCGCGAGGAGGCCAUGGAGACCAUCCGCGCCAUCGAGCGCGAGGCCAUGGCCGCCCAGGUCGCCCAGCCCGGCCUGGCCGAGAUCAUGUCGUACCUCGACGCCCGCGGCAUCCGCAAGGGCAUCUGCACCCGCAACUUCGACACCCCCGUCGCCCACCUCCUCGGCAAGUUCCUCCCCGACAGCCACUUCUCCCCCAUCGUCACCCGCGAUUUCCGCCCGGCCAAGCCCCACCCGGCCGGCAUCCUGCACAUCGCCAGCAGUUGGGGACUCAAUGGGACGGAGGUCGGGGAGGAGGGCGAGGCGGAUGCGAGUGGGCUUAUCAUGGUCGGCGACUCCAUAGACGACAUGACCGCCGGGCGAAAGGCGGGUGCGGCGACCGUAUUGCUCCUCAACGAUGUGAACGGCCACCUCGUGGAACAUCACCACACUGACUUGGUCAUCCGACGGUUAGAUGAACUGAUACCGAUACUAGAAGAGGGCUUCGAGAUCCGACGCUCUACGAAUCCAUAG
This is a messenger RNA of Sodiomyces alkalinus F11, 867 nucleotides long. Its product is annotated as HAD-like protein. The transcript is spliced from 3 exons. Lineage: Eukaryota; Fungi; Ascomycota; Sordariomycetes; Glomerellales; Plectosphaerellaceae. The record is from RefSeq and is a predicted model, not a curated record. Bases 124 to 867 code for a protein of 247 amino acids.